AUGUAUAUAUUAUUAAUAAAUAGUUCCCACAAUAUAUUGGAUUAUUUAUUAUUUUGCCCUAUCUGCAAUGAUCUACGCUCUAUAGAAAAUGUGGCGUAUGACGUGACUGACAAUCUUUCGAACGUUUUAUCUAGUAACAUGAAGCAGUCUAAGAAGAAUGUGGUUUUGUCACUAGCCAGUAUGAUCAGUAGCAUUAAAGUCAAUGUUAAGACAGUUACUAUUAACCCUUUAACGAUUUUCCAAAGAACUGUAAUAGCAAAAAAGAACGACGAAGAUGUUGGAGACCUUUUGACUUAUGUACAAACCCCAUUACCCAUGGCUCAGUGA
Parnassius mnemosyne (clouded apollo) is the source of this 327-nucleotide messenger RNA. Lineage: Eukaryota; Metazoa; Arthropoda; Insecta; Lepidoptera; Papilionidae. The record is from the annotation of a GenBank genome assembly.